AGGUUCCCACAUUAACUUUUUGAUUCCCCGGUAUGGCCAUUCAUUUUUGUAUCUCUGAAAAAAUACAGUAUCAUUUGUGGAAUCGCGCAACAUCGUACCUGCCACUUCAUCUUCAUUACCAAGACCUUAGAAUUAGAAAGUCAGGAAAGAGAAAGAUCCAUGAUUUGACUUGUUGAGUUCGUUCUUCAUUUGUAUGUGUAACUAAAAAAAAUAGUAGAACUUAGUAAGCUCCUCCUGGUCGAGCGAGUUGUCCUCUGAGCUCUGUAUGUUGACCUUGCGUAAGUUUGACCUGCAGCUACCACCACCAGCACCAAAAAAGCACGUGUGUCACACAACGAUUUAUGAUGAAGCUGGCGACCACCGUGACUUCAACCGCCGACGAGGCCGAGCUCGAGGAUGGCGACGGCAUUAGUACCAUUACCACCCUAGAUUGCACACCCUGUUCGUCGAAAGACAUUCAAAGCGGCGCCGGCUGCGAAGUGGCAUUUCCCCAAACAAUGGUGGCGGAGAACGAGGAGCUGCGUGGAGACCACAGGUUCAGUAGCGGCGCUUUUGGCCAAACAGAACAUGCUCUUGUAGUCGACGAUACAGCUCUAAUGCAGCACGAGGAUUCUGCAAGUCAACGCGACACUGUGGCUCUCAAGCAAACCAGCGUCUACUUCGCCUCAGCUGGUUAUGUCGAGGACGCAGAAAGUCCGCCAGGAACCGAGCGCGACAAGUCUCAACAAGGGAGCGCUGUGAACAUCAACGGCAGUAACGUGCGAAGAACCGCCGCAGGGCGACAGUACGUGUCUUCAAGUACCAGGCAGAAAGACGAGGAGAUGGCGCCAGGUUGUGAGGAACUGGUGACCACAGGCUCGUCAAGCUCACACUGGGAUAGUACUUAUCAUGACCCCCGCAGCUUCACCUUCGCGACCGGCGGGCUGGACCUGGAGAACGAAGAACCGCAGAGGUUGCAAAACCCGUCGACAGAAAAAUCGAGCGAAACCAAAACCUCCCGGCACGGAUCCUCACCCGCCCGGUCGAUGCGGCCACCCUUCUUGUCGUGCGAGAAAAGUGCAUCGUCUUCAUCCAGCACAACUCGAAGUUUGUUCCAGACCCAGAGCAAUACAGACUGUGGGCAGGUGCAGAAUAAAAGCUAUACCAGGCCCGUGCCCGAAAAUCAAAAUCAGCACCAGGAACAAUUAUGUUUCCUGUCAUCGACCAAGAGCAAGAUGAACAAUGAGACGACCACAUCCACUCUCAGCCUUGCCAAUCACGACUUGCUGCUGCGCUGGUUUGAUGAGACCACGGACGAGAGCGGCCCGGGCCGGCGAAUUGGCGUGGAUGAAGCCGAUGAUUCCGUGCGCGAGAUGGACUUUUCGGAAUCGCCGACUGGUAUUUUUGCCGGUAGUCCCCUCCAGCCGCGGAAGCGGAGCACGGAGCUACGGCGCGGGCACAAUAAAGCAAGUAGUCCGCUUUUUGAUCGCAGUGCGCGCGCCAAAAUCUCGCUGGACGAUGACCACCACGAGGACCUACCGUGGAGUCGGAGCAGCGCCUCCUCCUCGGCAUCAUCCAAGGCGUCUUCAGUCCCCCCGACUCCCCGUGAUGAAAACUUAUUCUUCCAUGCCACGAGCCAUCAUGAUCUACGACGAGGACAGCAUGAAGCGCACAUGAUCUCCAUGUCCGGAUCCUCGCCCCGACAGAAUGGUUAUUCUUCUAGGAAAGCAAGCAAAAGAUCGCCGCCCUCUACGGGGGUAGAAGUUCUCCACCUCAUCACCACGCCCGUUGUUUUCGUCGCCUCGAAUCUCGGGCUCGGGCGAAUUUGCUCGUCGUGCACCCGCCACUGGCGGACCAAGGAAAAGGCACUGCAAUACGUGCGGUACCGCUUCGUCCCACGCAGAUUCAACAAGAAACUUGGCCACUUCCCCGACUACGUCGCCUUCUGGGUCGUCGAACUGGUGUACGAGCGCGGGGCCAUUCGGAUCGGGUGCACCCUGAUGAUUCUCUCCUUCUUUGCCUUUCUGUUCCUCAACUGCACCUGGAUCAGCGUGAUGUGCUUCUUUUUGUUGUGGUGUGGAUGGCUGACGGUCUGGACGGGCUUCGUACAGUGGGUGAAUUUGCCGAAGAUUCACCAGGCCCUCCACGCGCUGUUCGCGGAGGAGGAACUCAGUCUGCUGGACUUGCUCAUACGCCGAUUGAAACGCGGCGACCUGCAAUACCACGUGAAGCGGCUUUUCAUCCUCGUCAAUUUCUCACUCAGUGCGGAGGAAGCGCAGCAGGUGCUAGCGGGCUGCCACCCCACGUUUAUCCGCUUCUUUGCGCUCAGCCCACAGAAGUUCUUCCGCAAGGUUUUUCGAAAACUUUUUCCCAAAAAUGCCACGGGAAUGUUGGAAUACGAGGCUGGCGGUGCAGCAGCGACGGACCCGAGGUCGCGUCCGGUUCCAAAGAUCAUGCCAAAUCACACCUCGGAACAGGUACUACAGGAAAACGACAACGGAAUAACAUCAACAUUUCAUCUUCCGGUUGGUCCCGAGAAGAACGUGAAGAAGGACAGCACUUUUGUUUCUGCCGAGCACCAGAUAGAAUCCUCUUACGAGUUUCACGACGCUGAAAGUGAUGGCACCUUCGGAGGCAUGCUUUUGAGCGCAGUCGGUCGCAUCAACGCCCCGAGUGCAUUGAAUAGUCCCGCAGAUGAGAUGAAUUCUGCAACUGAAGUGAAGCGGAAUAGCGAACAACCGGAUGACGACAGGCUGCAGGCAGCGACUAUUUCCGGACCCGACGGCAGUCCCGUUGGCAGUCGUCUUGCACCUGGAACGCCCAGUCCCUUUAGACCCGUUUCAGAAGUUGACGCACACGCUUACUGCUCUCCAGACGAGGCCGAUGAAACGAGCGAGGGUAAUAGAGCAAGGCAGACUACAACAAGACGGCAUAGCGAUAAUAUCGACGGUCCUACAAAGCUGCAAAAUCUCGCACGCAAGAGGGCACAGCAGCACCCGCUCCUGGACAAGUACGGGCGCCCGCGGAUUGUGCCGAUUCUGCACGGCCUGGUGCGGAAGAGGGUAACGCAACUGCUUGCGUCUGUCUGGAAGACCGCUUGGCUGACUGCGCAGAAGCUCGGACGCAAAGAGAUUCAAGACAGCUUGACGAGUAACUGGAAGUUUUACCUCGCGUGGGGCGUUUUGUUCCUCUGCAAACGAGGUGCGGUGGCUCUUCUUCCAGUGGCGACAAAAGCUGCUGCAGGGAGUAGCAGUAGUCUCGCCUCGACGAGUGCGACGAAGAACUCCACGACGAACCUGCGCGGCCAUUUUCUCUCCCUUCUAGCGGUUUUGAAGCGCACCGGUACCGACGCGUUUGCCUCCAUGUGGACAGCGGUUGCAAUAGUUUACGCUCUGCGCUGCCUACAAAGAACCUCUAACAACACAUGCACGCCGGCCACCUCUGCGUCGAACGUACCGAGGCCGUAAGGCUGGCACGACCACAGGUUGAGCGAGCAGAAAAACUCUCGGGAAAAAAUGUAAACUGCUAGAUAGAAUCGCCUCCUGGCUCGAGGCGGACGACAUGGAGAUGGACGAAGUCGUUUUCUGGCUCUAAUGCUUGUCUUCAUAUCGCAACCGAACCUAAUUUGAACUCAUAGAUCCACACGACAGAUGACAAGUUUUCAUGGCGAUCUCCUUUGCGACGCGCAUCCUUUCUCAUCGAACGCUUCCAUCUAUAAUUGAAACUUCCUUUCAGAAAAC
Messenger RNA from Amoebophrya sp. A120, 3719 nucleotides. NCBI's taxonomy places the organism in Eukaryota, Dinophyceae, Syndiniales, Amoebophryaceae. The record is from the annotation of a GenBank genome assembly.